UCUAUAAAUCAUUACACAACGAUAAAAAUUAUAAAAAAUAAUGAAUCUUGAUAAUUUAAAUUUAGAAACAUUAAUUAUACAUGGAGACAUGGCUUUUACGAAUGAUAAUUGGUCGCACGAACUCAAGAAGCAGAUAAUUGACUACGUUGGAGAAGUCAAUGGAACAUACAUUGUUGGUUGUACAACCGUUGUAAAGGUUUUCUUGAGAGAUGGGCGGACUCAUGAAGCUAUGUCAUUCAAAGAAUCUCGUAGCGAAUCAAUUGGCGCAGCUUAUGAUGAAGCACGAAAUAAAUCUUUCCAUCGAGCCUUGUAUGACGCCUUUACGUUUUUUUGGGAAUUUAUGAAGAUAAUGGAGAAGCUGAGUAAUGAAAAGGUGCAAAGAAUGGUCAAGCAGCAACAGUUAAAAGCCGAAUGGAAUAAUAAAAAUAUUGUAAAAAAUUAAUUAGUCAUAUUAUUUUAAAGUCAAAAUUAAAAUUUACC
Cotesia glomerata is the source of this 480-nucleotide messenger RNA. Its product is annotated as DNA repair and recombination protein RAD52-like. The record is from RefSeq and is a predicted model, not a curated record. The transcript is spliced from 3 exons. Lineage: Eukaryota; Metazoa; Arthropoda; Insecta; Hymenoptera; Braconidae. Bases 41 to 442 code for a protein of 133 amino acids.